GGCAGAAUCGAAACCUAAGAGAGCUCCAGUUUCCUGGAUGUCACGUGCACAGCGGCUCUUGCAGUGCGGUGAGUUCCUGGUAUAUAACUAGUACACUUUGUCAUUGUCAGUCACAAGUAUGUCCAUCAUGGCCCAGUCACUGGAUGAUAUGGCUGAGGAGCUUACCUGCUCCAUCUGCCUCUGUUUGUUUACUACUCCAGUCACAAUUCCCUGUGGACACAACUUCUGCUACGAGUGCUUAGACCUCGCGUGGAAAGGUGUACUGCUGGAGGAUUACUGCUGCCCACAGUGUAGGUGUUCAUUUGAUUCCAAGCCUAACCUAAGGAAGAACACCCUGCUCAGUAACCUGGUCAAUCAGCUAACUGCAGCCAGAGGCGAACACAGCCUUGAAGUAAAAGAGAAAUCUGAAGAUGUGGUUGUAGAAGAGGAAGUAGAGAUCUCUGAUUCUGAUGCUGUUCUUUGUGACCACUGCAUGAAGGUGGCAGCUGUGAUGACAUGUCUGACGUGCAUGGCAUCCUUCUGCACUGUUCACCUGCAACCUCACCUGGAGAGUAAAGCUUAUAAGGACCAUAACCUCAAGCAGCCCCUGAGGAACCUCCAGCAGAGAAAAUGUGCAGAACACAACAAGCUGCUUGAUUGCUUCUGCUGGGAGCAUGGGAAGUGUAUCUGUUGGAACUGCAUAGUGAACCACAAGCAGUGUCAGACGCUCAGCUUGCAGGAAGGCAAAGCAAAGAAAGAGCAACAUUUGAAGAAACUCUUGCUAUCACUGAAUGAGAUGAUAGAAAAGGCCUCAGGUACACGUGAAGAAGUCAAACUUGAACAAAGACACGCAAAGGAAAUUACCACAAAGAAGAAAGCUCUCUUAGAUGGGGAGUUUGAAGAAAUUAAGACUCUUAUUGAAGAGGAACAAAAAAGAGCCAUGAAGAGGAUUGAAGAGGAAGAGAAGAAGGUGAACACCAAAUUUAACUACACCCAGAGUGUUCUGGAUAAAAAAAAGAAUGAAUUUCAGGGACUGAAAGAAAAAGUUGAAGCACUCCUAGACGAAGAAGAUGAUCUACAGUUCUUAAAGAAUGCAACAAAAUUUCAAGAUAUUCGACCGAAAGAGCCUUUUAAGCCAAGAAAUGACUUCAAUGAAAAAUUACUGCACCAAACCUACAGAAAUAUUGUUUCUCUAAAAGAUGCGAUCAAAGCAAAGCUCAACAACUUGGGUGAAACAGAGGAAGCUAGACCACCAACACAGCCGCACAUGAAAGGUUCUGAAGCUGAUAAGGCGGCCAGUCGAAAUGAUUCAUCAGACUGCCGAGGUCCACCGCAAAUGAAAAAUCCAUAUUUUAAAGAAGAUGAAAUUCUAGACUGGAAGUUACCGCAAAGGUUACCGCCACCGAAGCAAAAUACUCCUGAAAAACCCAAAACUAAACCAAGAACGAAAAUACCCCCAAGUCCUGCUGCAGCUGCUCCAUGCCCUGGGCCAACAGCUCCACGGAUAAAUCCAAGUUCUCGGGAAGAAUGCCUGAAAUUUGCAGAGCAACUGACUGCGGAUCCAUACACGGCACACAAGAGAGUUAUCAUGUCUGAUAACUUCACUAAGUUAACGGUGACUGAUUCCCCACAGAACUACCAGGAUAAUCCCAAAAGAUUUACUCACUGCUCUCAAGUUCUGUGUAGCAGAGGAUUCACCCAUGGCUGCUACUACUGGGAGGUUAAAAUAGAAGGUGGAAACUUUAGUGGCAUCGGUGUGGCCUACCAAACCAUUGCCCGCAAAGGGGCCGAAAGUCGACUGGGGCGUAAUAAAUUCUCAUGGUGCAUCGAAUGGUUUAAUGGUAAAUUACAAGCAUGGCAUGAUGAUAAAAUGACAGAUCUUACUUCUCCUAAUGUGAACACAGUUGGAGUUCUGCUCAAUUGUGAUGAGGGUUAUGUGGCCUUUUAUUCGGUAGGGAAAAAAUUUGGUCAGAUUUACAAAUUCCGCACCAAAUUUACAGAGGGGGUUUUCCCAGCAUUCUGGGUAUUUUCCAGCAACACUAUCCUGUCCUUUGGCUCAACCAAGUAGAAAAUAAGCAACAAAUAGUCUUUUGUUCUUGUAACAAACAACAGUUAAAUUGUAGACAAAGGUCUAAACUGAGCAAUAGACAUACUGGCCACAACUGAAAUUGUGGUUAAUUUAAUAUUAAAUAUUAGAGUAUAAUAAGUCUGACUCAUUAAAAUUAUUUUAUAAUUUA
Messenger RNA from Bombina bombina (fire-bellied toad), 2216 nucleotides. RefSeq names its product tripartite motif containing 25 (gene TRIM25). The record is from RefSeq and is a predicted model, not a curated record. The coding region runs from base 119 to 2047 and encodes 642 amino acids. Gene Ontology annotation, molecular function: protein binding. The transcript is spliced from 10 exons. Lineage: Eukaryota; Metazoa; Chordata; Amphibia; Anura; Bombinatoridae.